AUGACCUCAGCUUUGCAGUUGAACGACCCCAGCGUCCCGGAUCCCAGCGGUGCAUGCUUCUAUCUCGACAUUCCCCGCGAGCUACGAGACAUGAUUCACUCAUAUGCCUUGACAUAUCAAUUGGGCCUGGCUUGCACACCGAACGAGCUUUGUCUCUCAACAUCUAAGAAUCGCAUGUCUGACCCAUGGGGCGACUUUGGCUUGUCGAAAGCUCCUGAGGUUUGGGUCCCGAAACUCGAGCCCUUCUUGUCAAACGAACGUCCACCGAGUCAGGAAAUUGAGGGAGUCACAACGCCCGGCGACCCCAAUCCAUUUCGCCUAGUUUGUCACCAGACUCGUGCUGAGACACGCGGGCUCUUGUUAGACUUGAACAACAUUCGCUUCAGUUAUCGACACGAGCACUGCAACUUAUAUGAGUAUGAAUUCAGCAGGGAGAUCGGUAUGAACGAGUUGUUUCGAUCGUUCUAUCACCAAUGCAGCGCGACCAACAAGAAUCGCCUCCGCCGGAUAACCAUCGAUCAGACCUGUGACGCGAUCGUACAAACACCCGAAGCCCACAAUAUCCUGGCAGGCUAUAUGCGAGACUACACCCACCACAAAAACAUAUCCUUCCUAAUUCGCUUUAGACUAGUUGAUGACCCACCCAAUGGGGGUUUUAUAAGAAAAUGA
This is a messenger RNA of Alternaria arborescens, 669 nucleotides long. RefSeq lists its product as hypothetical. NCBI's taxonomy places the organism in Eukaryota, Fungi, Ascomycota, Dothideomycetes, Pleosporales, Pleosporaceae. The record is from RefSeq and is a predicted model, not a curated record. The coding region runs from base 1 to 669 and encodes 222 amino acids. The transcript has a single exon.